Molecule: messenger RNA, 546 nt
Organism: Aspergillus costaricaensis CBS 115574
Lineage: Eukaryota; Fungi; Ascomycota; Eurotiomycetes; Eurotiales; Aspergillaceae
Exons: 1
Coding region: 1-546 (181 amino acids)
Source: RefSeq, a predicted model, not a curated record
AUGGCUAGAGCAGUCACUGACGCCCUGGCUCGCGUGCAGAGACAACCACAUCCACCACCUGAACCGAUGGCCAGACCUGACGCUAUGCCUGAUCCCCGUAAACAACCAGAGAACGCCUACGUUGCACCUCGUUACGUACCACCCUACCAACCCUACCAACCUCACCAAUAUCCGGCACCCCGCCCUUACGAUCAAUAUCAAGCUCGCCCUUGUGAACCACACCAGAUCAAUGGUUAUCAGGAUAAUGGAUAUCCUAAUUGGUAUGGUUAUGGUUACAAUAACGGGAAUGGCGAGGGCAAUGGUAACAGACACAAUGACGGCCAAAGGUCCAACCAUUGGCGCGCAGCCGACGUUGGCUAUUUCUAUCCCAACAUGCCCGCAAACUGGGGACAUGGAGACAUCAUUGACAAGGACGACAAGGUCUGGUAUAGAUCGGGCUACGCGUUUGUCAAACGUCUGCAGCAAUUGGCAAUCACAAAGGACCCCCGGAAGAUCAUUCAGAAUAUUGACACGUGCUUCCGUGGCGAAGCUCUCAGCUGGUGUUGA